Messenger RNA from Lineus longissimus, 7203 nucleotides. RefSeq lists its product as uncharacterized. The record is from RefSeq and is a predicted model, not a curated record. Gene Ontology annotation, molecular function: protein binding. Lineage: Eukaryota; Metazoa; Nemertea; Pilidiophora; Heteronemertea; Lineidae. Bases 150 to 6674 code for a protein of 2174 amino acids. The transcript is spliced from 31 exons.
GAUAGUUUAAAAAUGGCGGACGAGUCGCAGUUUUGACAGAAAUUACUCUUUUAAAACACCUAUUCUGCGACAUAAACACCACAAGAUGAUAAAUCUUACGCAUUUGAUGAUUUGAGACUUCAUCCACAGCAGAGACUACACUAGGCAAGAUGGACCUAUUUCCAGAUUCGAAAGAUGACCGUGGUUCUUUUCGUCUUGGCCUUAAUCGGCGGAUGGAGAUAGAGUUGAAUCAAGAACUUGGAGACGUCAUGAAGAAGACCAUGAGAGAAGUUUCUGCUGCAAAAGAAUUGAAAAGAUUUGAACCUGGCUCAAAAGAGGAGCUUUUAGUCCAUAAAAUGAGACCAGGCUUCACCCCUGAGAGAAGAAAACUCCAGAGAAAAACAGAGCCAUUCUUUCAGGAAAACUUGGAAACUGGAAAAGAGUCGCCUGAUGCCAGACAGAUUGCUGGCGUCCCACUGUAUAACGCCUUGGACAAAGGACCUACAGCCAAACCACCCCCAGGUGGAAAAAAACUGAAGAAGUUUCCGUUUUCUAAAAACAAGCCUAUUACAGUAGAAGAGAUGAGACGACCUAGAGUGACAUCCAUCGGAGUCACCCCAACCAGGGGGAGUUCAAGCAUCGAGGGGUUGAAAGUUGUGAUGGAGGGAAAGCCUGCUGAUGAAAAUAUUGACUACACGCUCUCUGAGAUGGAAAAGGCAAACACUGCCCCGCCUCUCUCCCCACUACAAGAGGUCACCAUAGACACGAGACCUGAUGGGUUUGCGACCCCUGCCAGAUCGAUGGGGAAACCUGCUAUAUUAGGAGAAGCUGGGACUGUUGGGCAAGUCACUUACACAGAAAGACAGAAGUCCAGGCCAAUAUCUAGUCGGACAAGCUCGCAAAAAAGACCAAAAAGUUCAGGACCCCACAGGAGCGGAUUAAGGGAAGCAGACCUGGAGAAGUUGGACAGAGAUCAAGAAAUGGAUGCGGAUCAAAAAAGUGUCUCCACUACCAGUACUGUUAAGUCGGUGAAGGAGUUAGUGGAGGAAGCUAAGGCGUUGUCAAGACCAGAAUCUGAGAAGAUGUUCACUACACAUGCCAAGGUCCAACAGAAACCUAAGAGAAAGAAAGAUGCUUCUCCGGGCCAGAGGAAGGAUAUGAGGAGUGAGAAGUCAAGUCCAAGGAAAUCAAAGACGCCAAAGGGGACCGAGAAAGAUGCAAGUUCCCCUGCGAAGACUGAGACAGCGCUGCCACCAACAAGGGAGUCUGGUAGAUCUGUGGAUGAGAUCAUCGCGUCACUGAAGGUUCAGUCACGGGAAGGAUCGAUGUCAGAAGCUGAUCGGCGUAUCCAGGAAAUCAUGGACCGAGUCAUUUCCCGAACCAGUGCUGUACUUGGAGGUGAUUUAUUUGGUGACAAACCCAAGGCCAUUAGUCAGGAGCCCAUUCCUGAGGAAUCUGAGCCUGGCGACAGUGUGCCGGAUGAGCCGACGGUUGAAGAAGAAGAUGUUGAGGAAGAAGAGAAGCCUGCUAGCCCUGAGAGUGACAUCACUGGACCAAUCAUUGAUGCUGCUGAGGAGGCCCUGGCUGCUUUAGCAAAACAGCAAGAGGAAGCGGCCAGAGCAGAACAAGAGGAGAGAGACAGAUUGGAACAAGAGAGACUGGACCAGGAGAGAGCUGAGAAAGAGAAAGAAGAGGCGUGUUCCCAGGCACAGGAAGACCUGCAGCUCCCUCUAGAAGUCAACUAUGAAGACUUGGUCAGCAUUACUGGGCAGAAGACUGCACUGAAGGAGCGCAGCCCAGAGAAACUCAUGGUAGAAAAAGGUCCGAAACCCCAUGUCGAGAGUGAGUCAGUCUCCUUCCUGUCCAGCUGGGCACCGAAGGAAUAUGCUACAGUAACGCCCCCUGAACCAAUAAAACCUGAUGUGACGAAGAAUAUGCAUCAUUUCUGCACCGUUACGAGUGACUUCCAACUCCCUAAGCCUUUCCAGGGUGUCGUACGGAAAUACCAGACAGCAGCCAAGUAUGAGAUUGCACAUGAGGAGGGCAAGUUGGUGUCCAUGCCGAGUACACCGUACUCCAUGUUCAGACAGGAUAACACAGAGGUGCGUGAGCGCCGCCUGUCUGCAGCUGCAAAGAGGAUCUUGGAUGAGGCAACAGCUGUUGGAUUUUCUGACGAUACAGUUGAACAGUGGAAGGAAAGAGCUGACGCUGUGUUUGAAGAGUCUGAUAUCGUCGUUGAAGGGAAAAAGAUGGCGCUGCUCUCUGACGAAUCGCGUCUCUACUGGCACCCAGCUCCCCCUAUGAUGGACAUCCCUCCUGCCAAGGUCAAGGAGCAUCUCUUUCCCCAAUAUCGUGGAAACGUCAUCGCUGCGCAUGAUUUUGGUGAGACUUUGGAUGAGUCUGAGGAGAGUGAUAUAGAGGAGGAGGAGGCCAGCGUACAGCAGGAAGACCCGGAGGAGUUCUUAGCCAGGGAGAGACUUCUGAACAGACGACAUGGAUCAUGUGAAGACCUGACAUUCCUGAAGAGGGCGCUGGCACAUGUGGUUGAAGAGAGUGACGAUGGCCUCAAGACUGGCAGCAUCACCACACUGAUGACAGCAUCUGACUUCAGUCUCACUGAAAAGUCAGACAAGGGAACAAAGAGGGGAGAUCUUAGUUCCAUUGAUGAAGGGUCUGAGGCAUCUGGACCGGUUGUGACUCUGUCUUUUGCCGAGAUGAGGAAGAAGUUUGCCGAAGCGGCUGUGAUUGCUGAUCAGCCUGAAGAGGAGACACCCUACCUGGGAAUGUCCGAUGAGGAGAUAUUUCCAACGUUUGAUCUUCGGAGGACCAACUCUGCCCCCUGCUUGGCCCUUGAUGAUGACUUCCUGGUGAUCCCCAAAAACUUCAACACUGCUCUGGAGGAGCUGGAGAGACAGCAGGUCAAGGUCAAAGAGUCAAGGUCAAAUGUUGGGGGGACUGGGAGUAAACCUGUGGUCUCAGAGGUCAAAUUGGAGGAGGAGGUUGAUGAUGAAGAUUUGGAGGGGCUGGAGAAGCUUCCAUCUGUGGCAAGUGUAGCGAAAGCAUCCAGUCAGAGUACAUCGCCCUUCCAUAAGAUCAAACUGAGAGCUGAUAUUCCAACGCCAGCAGAACUUGCCCUCGAAGCUGGUAGAGCGUACGUUAUGCUCCCGAAGAAGAAGAAGAAACAGAAGUUUGUUGACAUGUCGAGGAUUGACGAGAUUGAGCGGUUCUUGAACCAAGACGCCAGGAAACUGACGAGGUCUAGUUCAAUGAUUGAUAUGAAGAAACCAGUGGAGAGAUCGCUGAGAGUACCGCCUCAACUACGAGGAAUCAACAAAUGGGGAAGCAACCCAGAUCUAUUGGACUUUGAAGCAUUUUCCAAAAAGAGGCAUCUCAGUGAACAGCAAGCAGACGAUCCUGUUGGGUGUGUGCGAGACAUCUGGAAUGCCUGGUUUGAUGAGCGCUACCCCGAGCCCAAGGAGGAGAGUGAGAGCUCUUACAAUGGUGACGCAGGGCAGACAUAUCAAGAAGGUGUCGAGUCUGACUCAGAUGAGGAAGAGGGUGGACACAAGAAAUAUGUGAUCCCUGAUUCCAACCUGGAGCUACCUGAGACGAUCGAGCCAGUCCUGGAGGUUGAUGAAGGAGAUGAUGCGGUGGAACUCAUCGAGGAGGAGAUCGAGAUACUCACUAAUAUCAUCACCAGCACAAAUAAGGCAAAUGCUUUUGAUUUGUGCAGGAGAGGAGCAUUGUACAGAAAGAUUGGCAAGCUCUGCCUGGCACUGAGUGACUUGAACAGAGCUAUCGAGAUGGAGCCGAUGUUAUUGGAUGCAUACUGGCAUCGCCACCUCUUGUACCUUCUACAAGACAAGAGGAAGUCGGCUCUCGAAGAUCUCAAUUUUCUUCUGAAGCAUAAUAAGAGCCAUGCUGGAGCUUACAGAUCAAGAGCUGAGAUCUACAAGAAGUCCAACGACCUGACCAUGGCCAUCAUCAACUACAGCCAGGCCAUCAAGAUCUAUCCCGACGACCAUGACGCCUAUCUGAAGAGAGCGCAGAUGUACGAACAGAGAGGAGAGAUGUUACUUGCUCUAGAGGAUUACCAGAUGACUACCAAACUGAACCCUACCAUGACUGAUGGCCUCCUCAAACAUGGCCUUUACUAUUUCAAAAAUGAGAGCUGGCAACCAGCUAUCAAUGAUUUCACGGAACUUCUCAAGCAAAACCCUGGUAAUGCUGAAGCACACACGUACCGAGGCCGCUGCUAUACCAAGCUCAGUAUGUGGAAUGCAGCCGUCGAGGAUCUGUCAGCAGCCAUCCAUCUUGACCCUGAUAACAGUAUUGCCUUCUAUUAUCGUGGAUGUAUACUACGUAAGGCUCAUCCAAAACAGGCUCUCCAGGAUUUCAGUGUCUCGCUCCUCAUCGACGACUCAGAGGAUAACAUCCUGGCCUAUUUGCACCGAGGGAUCCUCUACAACGAAAUGGGCCGGCCGGAAGACGCCAUCCCAGACUUUGAAUCUGUACUCAAGUUGAACAAAGACAAUGCUUGUGCUCAUAACAACUUGGGCCUGAUUUAUUAUCAAAUGGAGAACUACCAUACUGCAAUCAAACGUUUCAGCUCUGCGAUCAAAGUUGACCCGACUUACAUCCGAGCAUACGUCUGCCGAGGUGAAGCGUAUUUCAAAAUCCACGAAUUGAAGAGUGCAUUGUUGGACUUCACCCGAGCAAUCCAUUUGAAACCUGAUGUCGUACACUACUACAUGUAUCGAGGCUUCCUCUUGCUGAAGAUGGGUAAUUUAGAUCUUGCCGGAUUCUGUGUCCGCCACGCUGCAGAGCUAGGCAGCACCCAGGCGAAUGCAUUGUCUCAGAAUGCUACACAGCAAGCUAUGGUACAAGCGUUCUUGAAGAACUAUGAUAAAGCUAUCGAGGCAUUCACCAUGGCAACGAAACAGAAACCAAAGGCGCCAUUGUUCAUCCUUCUCGGCAAGAUGCAGAUGAAGGCGAAAGCAUUCAAAGAUGCAGUGGAGAGUUUUGAGAAGGCACUUGAGCUGCUGAAGCCAUGGGGAAACAGCAUCCGUCCACAGUGGCCUAAAGAGGGAGCUCAGGUGCACCACUUGAUUGGCAUGUGUUACUCGGAGCUGAGGAACUAUCUGUCAGCACAUGAUGCAUUCAACAGCUCACUCAAGAUCAAUCCCAAAUAUGCUGAUUCAUACUACCAACGUGGCUUGGUCAAGAUGAAGCUGAAGCAAUCGAAGGGUAUCCAAGACUUCAACAAAGCACUAGCAAUAGACCCUAAGAUCUUCCAGGCCUAUCUGAGUAGGGCGGCGUACUAUGGGAUGAGAGGAAACUACAGCAAGGCCAUCCUGAACUGCAAUGAGGCCAUCAAGUUGCAACCGAACAGUGUGAGGGCUUAUUUAUAUAGAGGGUCCCUGAAGUAUCAUAUCAAGGCGUAUGAGCUAGCUAUCAAGGAUCUGUCUGCCGCUGCUAACAUCGACAACACCUGUGCCCUGGCCUACUUCAACCGGGCUGUGUGCUACCAUGACAUGAAGGAGUACACAAAGGCGUUGAUGGACUAUGGAAUCGUGUUACUUCUUGGUGACUACCUCAAACUGAAGGUCCUCAUCAAUCGUGGUUUACUCUACCUGGAGAGUGGUGACUACAACAAUGCCCUCUAUGAUUUCCUCGCAGCAUCAAGUGUUAACCCGCGAGACAUCAAACUUCACCAUACGCUAGGGCUCUGCUAUCAUAAACUAAACAUGUUGGAAGAAGCCGUCCGUUCGUUCACCAAGGCCCUGGAGUUGGAUCACUUCUUCUUGGAUGCGUACAUCGGCCGUGGCAACGUCUUUAUGGACUUUGGCACCGACAUGGGGCGCAUGUUUGCUGGCUAUGACUAUCAGCGUUGCCUCGUCUUGCAGCCAACAUACCUGUCAGCGAGGGUCAACUUGGCGUACAACUUACAGAUGCAUGGGAAGUUCAUGCAGGCAUGGCACCAGUUUACAAUUGCUAUUGAGCAAGACCCAAGAUUCAAACCAGCCUUGGAAGGCCGUGCUAUCAUCAACCUCCAGAUGGGUAACGUGACUGGAGCAUAUCAAGAUAUCUGCUCAGCCCUCAGGAUAGAGCCGACGGCCGAGUUGUACACCAACCGUGGAGUCAUCAAUCAGUUUAUGGGUGAUCACAUCAACGCCAUGCAGGACUAUAAGCGAGCUGUCGCCUCAGAUCCAAAGUAUGGCCUUGCCUACUACAAUGUAGCUAACUUGUACUUCAAGUUGAGACAGUUCCAGCAAGCGAAGGCCUAUUAUGACAAGGCAUCAUUGCUUAACAAGAUGGAUGAAUCCGCUUACCUCAAUCGGGCCAUUACCAGGGUACUGUUGCAUGACACCAAAGGUGCCCUUGAUGAUUUUGAGAAGGCAGCCAAGUUGAGUCCCAACUCGGCCCAUAUCUACUUCAACAGAGGCAACCUGUAUUCAUCUCUCAAGGAAUGGCAGAAAGCAGAAAAGGACUAUACUAAAGCCCUGUCUCUCCAACCUGAUGACCCAGCUGUCCACAAGAGGAGAGCCGACAUACGUGGGAAGCUAGGCAGGAAGGAUGCGGCAAUCCGAGAUUACAAAAAAGCUAUUGAAAUACAGAGUACAAUAGGAAUUCGGAAAAAAGCUGGACUACCACUCUCUGGGGACAAACACACGCAACCUGUGGCUGUGAGAUAGACAUUUGGUAAAGCAACUCCGUCCUCGGAAAUGCCAAAGGAAGUGGUGGUGAUGAAGACAUUCUCUCGACAAGAACAAAUUGCUUGUAAAGGACUAACCAGUCACUUUGAGAAAAGGUCUUUUAUGUUGAAAUGGAAGGACUUCUCCCGUAAAAAUGGAAUUCGUCCCUUUGAUUGUAAAGUUUCAAUGAACCCCGUGUACUUUCUAUAUGAUCUGUGAUAGACAACUUCAACUUAUACAGUACUGUGAUAAUGGGCCGAAAAGCAGGCCUCAAUUUAUUUUUCUUCUGUGGGUGAUAUAUCCGUCCAAGCUAAUUGUUGACCAUCCAAAGAAGAGAUAAUAUUAUGUUCAUUUACCUUUGCUUACCAUACAUCCAUGUAUGUAUACAGAGCAUGCUAUGUUAUCCUAAUCAACAAGGUCUUCGUAUUUUAAUAUUUUGUUAACAAUAAUUAUCAUUUGUGCAUUUUGUACAGAUUGCUGUUUUUAUUGAUACAAUGUAUUUUGUAUAGAAUUGAGAAUAAACUUUAGA